Messenger RNA from Funneliformis caledonium, 264 nucleotides. The record is from the annotation of a GenBank genome assembly. Lineage: Eukaryota; Fungi; Glomeromycota; Glomeromycetes; Glomerales; Glomeraceae.
AUGAGACGUAAUCAGAAAGAGGAUCUAAGUGAAAAUGAUCACUACCUUAGACUUAUUUUUGACGACUGUAAUGAUUUAAUUGGGAAGGUUAAAUCAGCAUUAUAUAUAGUGAUGAAACAUUAUUGGAACGUAUCUCAAGAUAAAGGUAUGAUAGCUGCAAUCUUAGAUCCAAGAUGUAAAUUUCUUAGUUUUGCUUCUGAAUCACAAAUAAUUAGAACAAAAAAUCUCUUGAGAGAAAUUAUGAAAAAGCCAAGGAAGAUUUAG